Chaetomium fimeti is the source of this 784-nucleotide messenger RNA. RefSeq lists its product as uncharacterized. The record is from RefSeq and is a predicted model, not a curated record. The coding region runs from base 338 to 688 and encodes 116 amino acids. The transcript has 2 exons. NCBI's taxonomy places the organism in Eukaryota, Fungi, Ascomycota, Sordariomycetes, Sordariales, Chaetomiaceae.
UUAUGAAAGACGCCGACUUUCGGAUUUCAGACCAAUUGGCAUCCCACGUGCGGCGGUCGCUCGCCCAGAAAUGCUGGGUCUCCUUCUCACCGUCAAAUCCAAUCAUGAGAAGGCGGGGCUUGCUGGGGUUUUCGGAUCAGACGCGCCCGCCGUGUGAAACAAGUGCGCCGUGCCGUCCGUUCUGAUGGAAUUGCGGAAGGUUAUCAUGUGAGCAUUGUUGCGGAGCACAAAGGAAGGAGCCAGCAGGGCAGGGGGGGAUAGUCUCCGACCAUCAUUUCUGCUCUCUGCCACCCCACGAGCACCGAAGGCGACUUAGAUUACAAAUAAACCAAGAAAAAUGUCGACCCCGACCACCGAGGAGCUCCGCCAGCUGAGCGAGCAGGCAGUCGAGUUUACCCCCCAGAUCACUCAGCGCCGGCCCUCGACCUUCCUGUCCCUGGCUCCCAGCACAUCAGAGUCGUAUCCUCGCACCCCGCGGGUCAAGCAACCACUUACCGCCGAGGCCCUCACCGACGCUGCGCAGCAGCAGCAAGCCAGUGCGGCCACCGAGGAGGAGCUGGCCAAGCGCCGCACUUCCAGCCUGAGCAGCGAUGCGUCCAAGUUCCGUUUCCUGAAGCUCGGACCCGUCCACUGGGGUGAGCACCAGGGCGAGAACGACACCGACUUCCACGAGGUUGCCGUCGAGUAAACCGUCCAUAUCACACCACCGCCUCAUCUCAUCAUCUACGGCACUGCGCCCGGCCCUUCCUUUCAUUUCGCCUCUUCUUUCGGAUGCUUUACGCCC